AUGGCUACAAACUACGACUUUCUCUUCGAGACGUCGUUCGAACAAUCAAACAAGGACGCCAAAAGACCCCACGUCACCCUCACCUAUGCCCAAAGUCUCGACGGAAAAAUCGCAGGGCGCCACGGCCAGCAACUGAUCCUCAGUGGCGCGCAGUCCAUGACCGCCACCCAUAUCUUGAGGCUUAGGCACGACGCCAUCCUGGUCGGCAUUGGCACCGUCCUGAACGACGACCCGCGUUUGACAGUCCGCCUGACAAGCGACGAUCUGCCCAAGGGAAGCGGCCCAAUCCGCCACCCACAACCCAUCAUCCUCGACAGCAAAUUACGUUUCCCAUUAACCGCAAAACUACUCCUCCCUACAUCCCCGACAAAACCCUGGAUCUUUACUAGUCCUAUUCACAGCGACUCUCAAAAGAAGGCCAAUCUUGAAGCUUUGGGCGCCAAGGUCUUUUUCUUGGACCUCGAUCUUUCAGGACAUAUCUCGCUGGAAGGACUAUUUUCGACGCUGUGGGAGAACAACAUGCGUUCUGUAAUGGUCGAAGGCGGCGCCAGUGUGAUCUCUUCAUUCCUCAAAUCAGGUCUGGUCGACUCGUUCCUGUUAACCAUCGCCCCUGUCUUUGUCGGCAAGGAUGGUGUCAGUGCUGUCGAAGAUGUAGAGGCGGCUCCAGAGUUUGACGAUAUCUCGUACCAUCCGCUUGGACGAGAUACUAUGAUGGUAGCCAAACCUCGCUACAUAGCCAGGUCAUAG
Messenger RNA from Linnemannia hyalina, 747 nucleotides. NCBI's taxonomy places the organism in Eukaryota, Fungi, Mortierellomycota, Mortierellomycetes, Mortierellales, Mortierellaceae. The record is from the annotation of a GenBank genome assembly.